Messenger RNA from Meleagris gallopavo (turkey), 2128 nucleotides. The record is from RefSeq and is a predicted model, not a curated record. NCBI's taxonomy places the organism in Eukaryota, Metazoa, Chordata, Aves, Galliformes, Phasianidae.
AUUCUUCUCUCCCCCUCUUGGUUUCUGUGGGCUGGAGAUGGAGCCCACAAGGGCUCUGCUUUGAUUUGGGAGCCCUGACCCCAAACUCCAGCUCACAGGCACCUUUCAUAUGGCAUAAUCUCUGUAUAACCCCAUGCAAAGAUUACUGUGCCCUAAUCAGGGAACUCAGAGCCCUUCCGGCAGAACCUGGCCUCGUUGCUGCCACCUCUUCAUUGGCUCUUUCCCCAGUCAUCCAGAAAAUAACAUCAUAACUGAAUACACAUGAUCACCACGGGAAGGAGAAUCGGCUGCUCUUCCCAAUUUAGUGGCAAACUGUGGGAUGCUCCUCGCUGCUGGCAGAUCCAGGUGUCCCCUAUUGUGAAACCACAACUGAGUCAGUGCUGCAAGCCGGCCUGCGGGGAGCCCAGCUCCAAACAUCCUGUCCGAGGGCCACCUCCCUGCCUCACCUCUGCCUUUAUCUGCCCCUUCUGAGUAACAACGCGUCUGGCGAGGGAGAAGGACAGGCAGAAGCUGCAGACAGCAGGAGUGAUCCCAAUGCCGACGAGUUUCCUUGGCAGCGCCCUCCGGGGCACCUUCUUCUUCAUCUUUGGUCUCUGGUGGUCGGUGCGAUACCCCCUGAAGUAUCUCAGAAGGAAAACAAAUGCUGAGAACCAGCCAAGCUAUGGGCUCCGGCGUGUGGAAGUCUUUGAAGGGGCAGUCAAAGCUUUCUUUGCCCUGGCAGGGAUCCUGGUGGAGCAGUUUGUCCCCUCUGGUCCUCACCUGAUGCUGUACAGCCCCAAGACGCACAGCUGGACAGACCUCACGCAUUGGCACUACACCACCAUGUACCUCUUCUUCCUCCUCUCUGGCAUCGUGGAUGUGGUCUCACACUCACCACUCAAACUGCCAUUGGGUUUAGAUCGGCUCUCGCUGUCCGUGGCUCUGUUCAUGGAAGGUUUGCUCUUCUGCUUCCGUAACUAUGGUGAUGCUGCACUGGACCAGCACCUCCACUCACUGUUGGCCUUCGCUAUUUUUGCUGGAGCCCUCUGUGUCCUCCUGGAGGUGUUUCUCCGAGAUCACAUCAUCCUGGAGUGCCUCAGGACCAGCACAUUCCUUCUGCAGGGCUCCUGGCUCUGGCAGAUCGGGUUUGUGCUGUCCCCUCCCUGGGGAGGACCGGGCUGGGACCAGACUGACAGCAGCAAUUUCUCAUUCCUCACCAUGUGCUUCUGCUGGCACUAUGCAGGAGCCCUCAUCACCCUGGCAGCCAACGCGGCCGUGUCACGCUGCUGCAAUGAAUCCUGCCAGCUGCGAUUCGGGGACAUCGACGUGGAGCUGGACUGCGGCCUGUGCAUCCGCAAGAAGGGCUCUGGUGGGGCACUGCUGCCCGAGGGCGGCACUGAGGAGAAGUGAGGCCUGCAGUGGGCAGUGGCAUCUCCUCCUGCUGCUCUGGGGGUCUUGAGAUGAACUUCUGAGUUCUGUUUGGUUAAACUGGAAGCAGCAGAAGCAGGAGGUUGAGCCCCAAAGCUGAGCUGCUCCUGCGUGCUCCCGGCCCCCUCUGACAGCGAGGAGUUUGCCAUUUUCACAGGACUGGUUUGCUGGCAGGCAAUGUGCCUGGUUGGGCUGUCUCUGAAGCCAGCAGGAGGGAUGCAAACUGCCCCCUGAAAGCAGCUCCUGGUGCCUGCUGCUCGCUGUGCCGUUAGCAGAGGGGUUUUGUACAAAGCUUUGCAUGCACAGAGUGACACGGUUCCAAAUAAAGUGCUAUAAUAAACCUUCUUAUGGAUCUCCUCACUAUGCCUUGAGGUUGGAAGCACUGCAAGGUGAUGUUUGGCUGCUGGGCUGUUUGGGAGUGAAUGGAGUACUGGUUGGGGCUGCUGGAGAGCAGGGGCACACAGCUGCAGCCCUGCAGGUUUAGAUCAGAAUGAGAGGCAGUUUUGGAGCAGGCAAUUGGAGCACAAGGAUGUGGUGUGCCCAGGAGAUGGGGCCUUGCUUUUCUCCUAGGUCUCUCACUUGGCUUGCAGCUGGACAGCAAGGAAUCGCUUCCUGCCACUGAGACCAAAACCGAGCUGAGAAGUUGUCAUUAAACAGGAUUAAUGAGAGAAGAGAAAGUUCAUCGAUGGUGCCACGUCCCCUUCCAAGGGCUAGGUGAGAU